AUGUCUGGACGAGGAAAAGGUGGUAAAGGUUUAGGUAAAGGUGGUGCCAAGAGACACCGAAAAGUGUUGAGAGAUAACAUCCAAGGUAUCACCAAACCCGCUAUCAGACGUCUCGCACGAAGAGGUGGUGUCAAGCGAAUUUCAGGUCUCAUCUACGAGGAAACCCGAGGUGUACUCAAGAUCUUCCUUGAAAACGUUAUUAGAGACUCAGUCACUUACACCGAACACGCCAAGAGAAAGACCGUCACUUCUCUUGAUGUAGUUUACGCUUUGAAGAGACAAGGUAGAACUUUAUAUGGUUUCGGUGCUUAA
This is a messenger RNA of Kwoniella shivajii, 312 nucleotides long. Its product is annotated as histone H4. Gene Ontology annotation, cellular component: nucleosome. The record is from RefSeq and is a predicted model, not a curated record. The coding region runs from base 1 to 312 and encodes 103 amino acids. Lineage: Eukaryota; Fungi; Basidiomycota; Tremellomycetes; Tremellales; Cryptococcaceae. The transcript has 4 exons. Gene Ontology annotation, molecular function: protein heterodimerization activity; structural constituent of chromatin; DNA binding. Gene Ontology annotation, biological process: nucleosome assembly.